UUCGUGACCACGUACAUACAACCUGUCGCCGCAGCUUCAUAAAUAUUAAACAACCAUCAAUUGAUUAAUAAAUGACGAGUAGGAGUUAUUCAACGAAUUGGACAAAUUUUCGUCAGAAAUGCGGCGUUCGCAAGGUUACAAUUAUGAACCCCUGCCGAGCACUUCCAGAGACGUCCUGGAAGAGGAGAACGAGCAGAUGGCGGAUGAACUGAAAAACAAGAUUCACGUGUUAAAAGCUUUGUCUAUUGACAUCGGAACGGAAGUUAAAUACCAGGAUAAGAUGCUCAGGGAAAUGGACGAAGACUUUGAGAGAACAGGUGGAUUUCUCUCCUCAUCCGUCGCAAGAGUCUUAAGGAUGGCAAAGUCUGGACACAAUUACUACAUUCUCUAUUUAUUCCUAUUCUCUGUUGCUGUGUUUUUCAUGCUUUGGAUUGUCUUAAAGUUUAAAUGAAAGUGGUGAAGAGAAAA
Orussus abietinus is the source of this 468-nucleotide messenger RNA. RefSeq names its product BET1 homolog (gene Bet1). Bases 119 to 451 code for a protein of 110 amino acids. Gene Ontology annotation, molecular function: SNAP receptor activity. Gene Ontology annotation, cellular component: SNARE complex; Golgi trans cisterna. The transcript is spliced from 3 exons. Lineage: Eukaryota; Metazoa; Arthropoda; Insecta; Hymenoptera; Orussidae. Gene Ontology annotation, biological process: vesicle fusion with Golgi apparatus; endoplasmic reticulum to Golgi vesicle-mediated transport. The record is from RefSeq and is a predicted model, not a curated record.